Messenger RNA from Geodia barretti, 2088 nucleotides. The record is from the annotation of a GenBank genome assembly. NCBI's taxonomy places the organism in Eukaryota, Metazoa, Porifera, Demospongiae, Tetractinellida, Geodiidae.
CUGCCGGGAACCGGCGUGCACAUCGACGAGUUCUGGGGCGCUCUCGAGUCCAUCCUGGCCGACCUCGGGCCCCGCAACGCCGCUCUGAUGGCCCGCCGCGACGAGCUGCAGGCCCAGAUCGACGACUGGCAUCGAGCGGCGCGCGCCGACGGACGGGGCCACGACGGUGACGCCUACGCCAACUUCCUGCGCGACAUCGGGUACCUGCGCUACGUGGACGGCGCGGUCACCGCCACGACCGCCAAUGUCGAUCCCGAGAUCGCAGAGGUGGCCGGGCCGCAGCUGGUGGUCCCCGUCGACAAUCCCCGCUAUGCGCUCAACGCGGCCAACGCCCGCUGGGGGAGCCUGGGUGACCGGGUGGUGGCCGCGGGGCGCGAGUUCCUCGACACGCACUUCACGCUCGACUCUGCGAGCCACGGGUGGGCGACCGGCUAUUUCACGGAGGACGGAGCGCUGAGGGUGCGCAGCGGGGACGGCACCGUGAGCGCGCUGCUGCGUCCCGAGCAGUUCGUCGGCUACGCCGGCGCCGCGGACUCGCCCACUUCGAUCCUGCUGCGCAAGAACGGCCUGCACUGCGAGGUGUGCAUCGACGGCGACCAUCCCGUGGGACGCGGGGAUCACGCCGGCAUCGCCGACAUCCGCCUCGAGUCCGCCAUCACCGCGAUCAUGGACUUCGAGGACUCCGUGUCGGCGGUGGACACCGACGACAAGGUGUCGGUCUACCGGAACUGGCUGGGCCUGAUGCGGGGCACGCUGGAGACCACGUUCGUUCGCAACGGCACGACCGUGAACCGGUCGUUGCGCGGCGAUCGCAGCUUCACCGCGCCGGACGGAGCGCAGAUCACGCUGCCGGGCCGCUCGUUGAUGCUGGUCCGCAAUGUGGGGCCCCAUCUCACCACCGACAUGGUGACGCUCGGCGGCGAACCGGUCCAUGAGACCAUGGUCGACGCCAUGGUGACCGCGCUGUGCGCGCUCCACGAUCUGCGGGGGAUGGGACGGGCGGGCGGCAGGCCCAUCCGCAACUCGGCGACCGGUUCGGUCUACAUCGUCAAGCCCAAGAUGCACGGCCCCGACGAGGUCGCCCUGGGCUGCGAGCUGUUCAGCCGGGUGGAGGAGGCCCUCGGCCUGGUGCAGCGCACCCUCAAGAUGGGGAUCAUGGACGAGGAGCGCCGCACAUCGCUCGGGCUCAAGGAGUGCAUCGCUCGGGCCCGGGACCGGGUGGUGUUCAUCAACACCGGCUUCCUGGACCGCACCGGCGACGAGAUCCACACCGACAUGGAGGCCGGCCCGGUGAUCCCGAAGAGCGAGAUGAGGGCCGCGGCCUGGCUCGGUGCGUACGAGAACUCCAACGUCGACACCGGCCUGGCUUGCGGGCUGCGGGGCUGUGCCCAGAUCGGCAAGGGCAUGUGGACCAUGCCCGGCGAGAUGGCGGCCAUGGUCAAGGCCAAGAUCCAGCAUCCGAUCGCGGGAGCCAGCACCGCCUGGGUGCCCUCGCCGACCGCGGCCACGCUGCACGCCACGCACUACUUCCUGGUGGAUGUGGCCGACCGCCAGCAGGACUUGGCCGACCGCACGCCGGGCCGCCUCGCCAGCCUCAUCGACAUUCCCGUGCUUCCGGUGGGUCGGGAGCUCGGCCCGAGCGAGAUCCAGCGCGAGCUGGACAACAACGUGCAGGGCAUCCUCGGAUACUUGGUCCGCUGGGUGGGCCUGGGAGUGGGGUGCUCCAUCGUGCCCGACAUCGACGACAUCGGCCUCAUGGAGGAUCUGGCCACCCUGCGCAUCUCCAGCCAGCACGUCGCCAACUGGCUGCACCACGGGCUCAUCUCCGCCGAUCAGGCGCGCGAGACGAUGCGCCGGAUGGCCAACCUCGUCGAUCAGCAGAACACGGGCGACCCCGACUACGAGCCCAUGGCCCCCGACUACGACUCCAGCAUCGCGUUCCAAGCGGCUGUCGAGCUCGUGUUGCUCGGCCCGAGAGGAGCCCACGGCUACACGAGCGGGUUCUCCGCUCCCACCGACGCGGGCCGUGAAGGCCGCUCGACGGCGCACGCGACGCCGGGCCGUGAAGACCGACCGCAACGGCCGUGA